CGGAAUAGCCCUCCCCGGGCUGCCGGCCCGUAGCUGAGCCUGGGCCCGAUGAGCAAGGCGUGGCGGAGGGGGGGCGCCCCCGGCGGCAGGAUGGAGGGGGCCGAGGCGGGGGACCAGGACGAGUCCAGCGGGCACGGCUCCCACAAGAAGAAGCACAAGAAGCACAAGAAGAAGCACAAGAAGAGGCAUCACCAUGAAAACGUGGGCGCCAGCUUCUCCUCCGAGACCCUGGAGUCCAGCCCCUUGCUCCCCAAGCCCCAGCUCAAGCUCAAAAUCAAGCUGGGGGGGCAGAUUCUGGGCACCAAGAGCGUGCCGACCUUCACGGUGAUCCCCGAGGUGCCGCGCUCGCCUUCCCCUCUGAUGGUCGUGGACGACGAGGACGAGCCCAUGGAGGGGGUCCCCAUUGAGCAGUAUCGGGCCUGGCUGGAUGAAGACAGUAACCUGGACCCAUCGCCCCUGCCGGACCUGGACUCAGAGAGCUGCUUCCCCGCCCGCGAGGACGAGGAGGAGGAGCGCUGGCUGGAUGCGCUGGAGAAGGGCGAGCUGGACGACAACGGCGAGCUCAAGAAGGAGGUGGAUGAGUCGCUGCUCACGGCCAGACAGAAAGCCCUCCUGCACAAGCAGCAGAGCCAGCCGCUCCUGGAGCUGCCCAUGGGCUACAAGGCGAAGGAGAUGACGGAGGAGAUGCUGGUGAAGCGGGAGGAGCGAGCCCGCAAGCGGCGCCUGCAGGCGGCCAAGAAGGCGGAGGAGAACAAGAACCAGACCAUUGAGCGCCUCACCAAGACCAACAAGGCCAAGGUGAAGACGCUGCGGGAGCGCAAGGCCAAGCAGGCCCCGUGCCCCAUGAUUCGCUACUGCAACGCCGCGGACCGGAUCACCGUGUCCUUCCCGCCCGGGGUCACGCUGCCCCUGCCGCCCUGCGCGCCCCCGCCUGUGCCUGCACCCACCACCUGCGGGGUCAGCGGCUGCCCCAACCGCAAGCGGUACUCCUGCUCGCGCACCGGCGUGCCCCUCUGCAGCUUCGCCUGCUACCAGAAGAACCUGCAGCUGCAGGAGGCGGUCGGCUAGGGGUCCUGGCGCUGACCCUGGCUGCCAGGCGCAGGAUGAAGAUCCCUGCGUCCCGCUGGGGAGGCCCAGGGGGGACGUUCACUCUCCAUCAGCUCAGGACGCAGCUGCUGCCCUUGUGACUGCGAGCUGAGGACCCUGGCGUCCGGGACCUCACUGGGACUGGCUCAUUCCCUGAGAGCUGAGUGCGGCAUACAUGGCUCCAUGCAGCCUGGCCUCCCCGUGUCUCUCCCACCCUCCCAGGUGACUGGGAGGGAUGGGAAACAGCCCAAGCUGGGCCUGGGCUCGGCCGCGUGGUGUCUCCAGGCCCUGCCACGAGGAGGCGUCUCCCGCCCUUCGGUGCCUGCCUGCAGGGCUGAGCUCUGCUGUGCUUGGGGGAGGGAGGAGCUUCUUCCAGCUGUCAGUGGAAGCACUGGCUGGGCCCCUACCCCAUGGGGCUGUUAGCUCUCCUCCGUCCCAGUCUAGGAGAGGUGAAUCAGCCAGCCCCAUUGGCUGGGGCGAAAGUCUCUGCUGGAUGUGCUCAAAGAGCCCCUCCCCCCAGGGCGGGUGUUGUGGGGCCGGGGGAGGCCCUUGGGGAUGUGGGUGGUCCCCCUGCUGCCACUCACGCUCAGUAGCUAUUGAUGUGGGGAGGCAGUUGAGUGGGGUCCAAGCAGAUGGAGGAGGUCAGGGCUGCCUGGGCCUGGCUCGCUGCCUCCUCCUGGCCAAGCUGUGUCACUGCAGCUCUCCGGACCACAGCGUGUGUGCGUGGGAAGGUGGGAUGCUGCAGGCCCCUUCAUGCCCUCCCCCUGCUCUCCUUGGGGCCGGGGGUUUGGGCCCAGGGACGCUCGUUACCUGUAACAUUCAUUAAAUCCCACAGCACAGAG
Messenger RNA from Malaclemys terrapin pileata, 1928 nucleotides. It is a transcript of the gene INO80B, whose product is annotated as INO80 complex subunit B. Gene Ontology annotation, biological process: chromatin remodeling. The transcript is spliced from 5 exons. NCBI's taxonomy places the organism in Eukaryota, Metazoa, Chordata, Testudines, Emydidae. The record is from RefSeq and is a predicted model, not a curated record. Gene Ontology annotation, cellular component: Ino80 complex. The coding region runs from base 49 to 1068 and encodes 339 amino acids.